AUGGCCUCUUCACAGGUUAUGUUUCUGCCAUCUCAAGUGUUGACCAUUGAGAGAGCGGAGAGCCGGGUUGAAGAGCUGCUCCGCUAUUACCGUCAUGAUGAGCACACGCUCUCGUCGUGGUUCUUGCCAACCCAAGAUCGCGCGCAGGUUGAUGAAGCGUUCAAAAUCCUCAUACGUUACACAGCUAUCAUCGAAGCAUCGCUGGUCAAGUUGUGCUUAUUUUUUGCCGACGACGUUCUGCAGAUGGCCAUUGCUAUUGUCGUGUGCGUGCACAGACAAAGAAAUCUCCUCGUCGCCUCUGCGCAUCGGGCUCGUGCGCGAUAUAUCCUCACUCUUUCUAGUAUUCGCGCAAUGUCUCAGUAUUUGGACACAAUGCUCGCGGAGCUCUGUUCCUCGGCCCGAUGGAUGGCCUCGGAGAACGGUGCCCGGCACAGGCGGCUGGUAAACCAAGCCAUAUCGAGGAUGCAGGCCUCCCUUGGCCGUUUCACUCGCGAGGAUCUCACUGGAGGAGCACCUCUACCGGUAGCCAUCUCUUGUGGACAGCCUAACUGUCAAAGCUACUCCUGCGUUUCCCCAUCCACUUCUCGCGAAGCUGCAAAUGAAGAUCGCAGACGGCUUUCUCAUACGCCUGAGUCAGAUAUCGAAGACGAAGGCGAUAGGGAUUUUAUUGGCUGGGAGGCCACACCAGACUUGAACGUCCUGCUGCGUCACUUUGACCCCCUCACCAUCCCUCUGGAAGAGAUAUCUCAGCAUCGGUCACGCUUCGGACACACAGCAGAGCAAGAGAGGCUGCGCCGUCAAAACAAUGGAUGUCUGUCACCCUUGCAGACAUUCUUGUCCACUAUGGAUAAGCUGCCUGAUGUUGUUGCAGCUCACUUCUGCUCUCCGGGAAGUCAUUUGUCUGGAGGGUCUUCUGAUGAGGAAUCUUCAGGUGGAGAGUCUUCCGAUGGCCAUAGCUCCGAUAGUAUAAUGUCGAGCGACUCCGGCACCGUGGUGGAUCAAGCAGGGUACCGACGACAAAAGUCUUCGUCCUUUGUCGACACAGCUAUUUCCGUGCCGUCAGGCUCUAGGAAGCGGCGCCGCGCGGACGAACAUACUUCUCUUUGCGACCCUCGACGGCUCUCCUUGAACUCUGUGGGUUCCUCUCCCAAACGGACGCGUUCGAGAGGCUCCACCAGGGAGGCUACAAUCACGAUGCGGAGGCGGGUAGCUCCAAGCAUACUCGACCAUGCCCCAGAUCCCAGACGACGUCCCAGUUUCAGAAACGCCAUCACGUCUAGUUUACCUCGCUCUCGCGAAGAAAACGACGUGUCCCGCCUUGCAGCCUUCGAAUUAUCAAGUGCUCGUUCGCGCUCUCCGAGGAGUGAUCGGCAAUCUGUAUCACAAAUAUUGCCUAACGAGCGCACGGGCUACUCUUGGUUUGGGGGGUUGUUGGGGAUAUGUAUGAGACGCCGCCGAGGUUGA
This is a messenger RNA of Fibroporia radiculosa, 1464 nucleotides long. RefSeq lists its product as uncharacterized. NCBI's taxonomy places the organism in Eukaryota, Fungi, Basidiomycota, Agaricomycetes, Polyporales, Fibroporiaceae. The coding region runs from base 1 to 1464 and encodes 487 amino acids. The transcript is spliced from 3 exons. The record is from RefSeq and is a predicted model, not a curated record.